UCAUGUUUUUUGCGGAACAGCUGACUUCGCUUCGCAGUGGCUCGUACUGUUAGCAAUUCCUAACAGGACAUAAUUUUGUGGGAGCUUUUAACCGGCCUGUAGGGGUUUAGAUUGUGACUCACAGCAAAUUAUGGCUGAGACAGACCCCAAAUCCGUGCAGGACUUUACAAAUGUGGUGCAAACCUUGUUGCAACAGAUGCAAGACAAGUUCCAGACCAUGUCAGACCAGAUCAUCGGAAGGAUUGAUGAGAUGAGCACACGGAUCGAUGACCUGGAAAAGAACAUUGCUGACCUGAUGACACAGGCGGGUGUAGAAGAAAACGGGUCGACGCCUGAAAAGCCAAAAGAGAGUCAAGGCUCCUCAUGAAGGUCCAGAGACGCGCAGCUUGAGCCUAUAUGUACUGGAGCAGUGGAAUUCCAAUCCUAAAAAAUCACAUUGACUUGUGUGAACUUUUUUUUUCCUAUAUAUUGUCUAAUGUGACUAAUGGUUAUGUAUUGAUUUCAAGACAAGUGGAACGUUAUUUGUAAGCUAGAACAGUGUGUUUUGCCCGUUAGAACUGUAGUUGUUCAAGAAUAUAAAUUGGUGGGUUUUGUGCACUAACUGGGAUGUUGUCCUAUAUUAUAAUAGUCUUGCGAAAUGAAAUGAUGGUAACAUUCGGCUCAUCUCAUUUUUCGUAAAUGCAGCAUUUGUAGAGCCUCCUUGGAACAUUGAUUUCAACCCGUAGGUUUUUUUUGCGCAUGUCAAUUUUCUGAAACUCGCAUCCAGGUUUGAGAAUGGAGCUGAGGAAGUUCCGCUGGCAAGCUGAGUUAUAGGACCACUAAUGUAUUAUACAUGGAAGUGUUCUAACUCCUAUUAAAAUGUGCAUGUACUGGCUAGAUCAUAAAUGGAGUCGAACUUAAAAAUAAAAUAGUCAUUGUGUAUAUAAAUUUAACUAAAUAUAAUUCACGGGAUCUUGAGUAAGAGUUAAUGGGACGUAGGAAUUUUCAAGUUCAAAUGAGAUGAGCCUACUGUUGCCCAAGCCUUGGUCACCGUUUAGUCCAAAGACAGGAAAUUGACAUAUGACGCCUGCAUUAUUUGACAGGCACUGGUCAUGACCCCUGAGAUGCAUUCCCUCUUGAUAGAUUUUCUUCUAUUAAAUAUAUUUAACAAAUUGCUGUUGAAUUAUAUGGUAUAUUUGGCAGUAGGUGCUUUUAAAUAUCAGGAGGUGCUUUUUGUAAACGAGCAUUUUACACUACAAAGUUAAUCGCAUGGUACAUGUUCACUGUACAGUAGUUACCAUAAUCCAAAUAAAGUGGUUUUUUUGCUGAAA
Molecule: messenger RNA, 1310 nt
Organism: Corythoichthys intestinalis (scribbled pipefish)
Lineage: Eukaryota; Metazoa; Chordata; Actinopteri; Syngnathiformes; Syngnathidae
Gene: hsbp1b
Product: heat shock factor binding protein 1b
Exons: 4
Coding region: 131-367 (78 amino acids)
Biological process (GO): cellular heat acclimation
Cellular component (GO): nucleus; cytosol
Molecular function (GO): transcription corepressor activity
Source: RefSeq, a predicted model, not a curated record